AAGGAGGGGCAGUGGUUUAGCAUAUGACAUCAUCCAUAGUUUUUUAAAUAAACCUCAGGCCAUGGUUCUUCAUUGGUCCUAGCUGAAUAAAUCGAUUUUUUGGGGGGGUGCUUCUGCAAUUUCACCCUCGCUCGACUUUGUGGUAACGCCACUCAUUCCUCUGUCCCGAGAGGUAGCUUCUGCGGUCCCGGGAACGUUACUAAAGAGGGAUGCACGCCGUUUGAACAAGUCAAUUGAAACUACAGCGUCAGUGCGAAGCUUGCCAGUGAAGGGAGCCAGUUGCACGUUUGAUUGUUUGUCCUCUACGUUUAUAACCUCCGCACCGACAUAUUUGGUCUGUUUUUGUCCAGCCAGCGAGGAAGUAGCCUUAAAAACAGGAGUCGCCUACAACAGUACCUGAAAGAAUUUGUGGGGGGGAAACGCUGCGAAGCGUGCCUCGACAUUCUUACGAUCCUUGAGGUUGUUGAGAGGACGUUGGCUUCAUUCCGGGUUCAGUGUGUUUGUGAGCCGCUGGAUCCGGUGAGUGAGACCGUUGCCAGGCCUACAAGGGAUGAAACCGGAUGGGGUUGCCAUGGAGCCCACAGAAGCCGUAGGAGCUGAGCCUUCGGCCCAGGGGAUGGCCACCGACGAGAUGCCUGCCCAGCCAGCUCCUUCAACUUCCCCGUCCUCUCCAUCACAGCCUGAAGACAACCAAAACAGCGCAGCACCCCCUGAAAACCCCACAGCACCCCCUGAAAACCCCACAGCACCCCCUGAAAACCCCACAGCACCCCCUGCAUCCAAGGAGGUCAAUGGGGCCAAUGGCAAGGCAGCAGCUGACCCCAAACCCAAGGCUAAGACCGUGGGCUUGGCUAAACCACGGCCAGGCACAGCUGGAACCAAGACCGUAACGGGUCCGGCAUCGGGACCCAGCACCUCUCGUCCGGGCACGGCCCCAAGCCACAUGGCCAAUGGAUUAAAGUCAUCGGCCAGUGACCUGGCCAAGAAAGCUGCUUUGGACAAAAAGAGAAUCUCCACUAUAGCUGGAGCACCGGCUGCAGCCACAAAGAGGUCCGUGGCUUCCACUGUCAGGACCCAAACUAAGGUAGCUGUCCGAGUCCCCAGGUCCACCUCUGCUACCAGGCCAACCAACGCUACAUGGACUGCGGCGACGGGGCUUGGCACUCCAACGAGGAGACCUCCAGCUGCUGGGCCCAUUAAUGGGGCUGGGGCCAGACCCAAAACCACAGCUUCCAGACAUGCUGCCCCCAAGCCUCCCAGCACUUCAGCUGCGGCCAAACCCGAUAGGACACUGGUUUCCAAGACAACCAGGCCUGCCGCUGGUCACACUGGAUUGUUAAUGGGCACAUCCAAGCCAGCUGCCUCCGGCUCCAGCAGACCUGCAGCUUCCAGAGUCGGUACCACAGCCCCCUCCACUGGCAGGACUACCACAGCGCAGGCACCCAAACCUACAGGCCCUGCCAAGAAAGAUGUCAGCAGACCAGCAACCACUACCACAGCCAGAAAGCCGGUAACAUCCACCACUACCAAAACGACCAAACCUGACCCCCCUAAAGCGACUGCAGCCUCCAGACCCGAGCCCGCCUCCAAAAGGCCCCAUCCCACCAAGGCGGCAGACACCAAGCCAGCCCGCCCUACAUCACAGGACCCCAAGCCCCUGCUCACACGUAAAGCCCCUCCCACCACACGGCCCCCUGCCACACGACAGCCCCAGGGUAAGACCCCCCCUGCCUCCCCCAGCAACAAGCCCGUGGGCAGCACCGCCCCCCAGUUGGUCAAACGAGCCUCUAAACCAACCCAGUCUGUCCUGCCCUUCACUGCCAGACCUGGAGCUCCCAAGUCUGCAGCAGCAGUGGCUGCCACAGCAGCAGCUGCCGUGGCAACAGUCACCAUGAUAGCCACAGCAGAGCCAGAAGUGGCAGCUUCAGAAAUCCCAGCACCAGUGUCUGCAUCUUUGCCAGCAGUGGCCCUAGAGUCCAGAGAAGAGGUUUCAGACCCAACUCCUCAGGAUACUACUUCUCCAUCUCUACCACAGAGCCCACUCAGGCUGGCUCCUGCUCCACCACAGGACUCACUAGUCACUGUUGCCCAGGAGGAGAGGUCUGAACAACCAGAGACUGUCCCAGCAGACCCGCCACAGCCAGCACCAGACCAGACCUUACACCAGGACAUCCCCGCAGCAGUGGCUAGGGCUACACCCAGCCCUCUGGAUUCCUCAGAGAAAGCCCAGCUCAACAUGGAUGAAGAAGAGGACGAGGAGAGGGAGGGCAGCCAGCGGGUGUCUGUGUCAGAAAUGAGCGGCUCCCAGCCCACGGAAGAGUCCAGGCCGGGCUCAGCCGGCCCUGCGGGUUCAGGGUGGCGUGCAGGCGGUGCCCUGCUAUCGGAGUUGGACUCUGAGUUGAGCUGCAGCCAGCAGGGGGCGUCGGAGCUGAGCGCCCCGGGCGUCCUGGAGGGCACAGAGAGUAUGGAUGACCUAGGAGAUGCCAGUCUGAAGGGUGCCAUCGACAUGGAGGGCAUGUCUGCCUCGGCCGGCUCGCCUGACUUCGAGAAGGUGCCCGACAUCCCGACCAAUGAUUUUGAUGACAACGAUGAAGACGGAGACCGGGUGUGCGACAUGGAGGUGGGUUCGGAAUGGGCGGAUGACCCGAGAAGAGCGAGGCGUGACGAGGAUGAGGAUGACGAUGUGGAGAUGGCCAGUGAAGGGGUGACUGAGAGCGGGCUAGAGAGCUAUGGGAAUGCAGACGAGGAUGACUUUGCAGAGGAUGAGAGACUGGACAACCUGAACCAAGCCCUGCCUGCCCUGGCCGCCCAGUGGGACCAACCCAACCCCAACUCCUUUUGUGACCCCUGGGCCCAGCCGCACCCCCAGGCUGCCUCAGCCUCCCCCCUGCAGACUCCUACCAGCCCCUCAGACCCCUGGCAGGCUGAUAUGGAGACACCCACCCAGUACUCCACUCAACCCUGGCUGCAGCUGGCUGCCACACCAUUUGUUCCAGCCCUGCAUGAGCCCUUACACCAGCCUGCCCCUGCAUCUCCACUUGAGAAAGAGACCCUAGCCCCAUUGCACUCCCUGUCCCCCAUAGCUGCCUCCGGCCGCGGCAUGUCACACUCCAGCACCCUAAGCGCUACGGAGCUGGCUGUCCACUGCAACAGCGAGACCAGCACCAGCACCCCAGAGGAGCUCUGUGACUACAACAGCAGCUCCGGGGUGGAGUCCCGCUCUGAGGGGGGGAAGCUCCACACCCUGCCUGCCGCCCUGGCCCCCGUGCGCUCCCUCCAGCCUGAAUUGGAGGACCUGGGCAUCCACCUGGAGAGAGAGGACUGGGAGGUGGCAGAGACCCUGCCAGCCAACGAGGUCCCAGGGGACCCCGCCACAGCACCCACGUCCAACCCCUCGUCCUCCUCUACCACGGAGGAUGAGGCCAGCGACACGGAGGGCGAGGCCCAGCUGGAUGAGCUGGGCCAGGGCAUCCACAACGCCACCUUCGACCGCAAGCCCGGCGCCCAGCGCUGCCUGUCAGCCCUGGAGGAAGGGGAGGAGACCAGUGGAGGCGCAGAAGAGGGUGGCGACACCCCCCAGUCUGUCAACUCGGUGGCAUCCUACGCCUAUGACAUGACGGCGUCCAACUCCAGUAACCACUCCACUGCUGAGAGCUGCGCCAAGAGCCCCGGCAUCUUCUCCCUGGAGGAGCUGCCUGAGGAGGCCAAGGAGCUGGAGCUGACCCUGCCGCCGCCCCAGCAACAGGCUGCCUCGGCAGACUCCCUCCUCGUCUCCAACCCAGAGGAGCAGCAGUACAUGUUGUGUGGGACGCUUGAGACAGAGCUAGGGGACACGGGGGAUCUGAAACCCCUGGACCCCGCGCUGUUCGAGGCCCCCCAGCAGCCCGGGGAGGGCCCCCGUGUCACCCAACCGCCCUACUACUCCACUGUCUGUGAAAACACUGAGAACUCUCUCACAGGGCUCAACGUGCUCCCCCAGCCACACUGCCGCCGCGACCACCACCCCAACCCCCACUGUGACCUCUUGACCCCACCCAGGCUGACCUGUGCUGACCUGCCCCCCCGGAGCCCUCGCCUGCAGGCCAGCCCCCAGCUCCGCAGACUGGAACGGCACCAGCAACAACUACUAGAACUGCAGCAACGCAGAGAACAGCAGGGAAAACCCAAAGAAGAAGAGGCGAGGAAGAAUAGCGAGAAGGAGAUGAAGAAAAAGGAGGCGGAGCAGCAGCAGGAGGAGGAGGAGAAGCUGAGGAGGGAGGAGCUGAAGCAGAGGCAGCAGAUCAUGCGGUGGCAGCAGGAGCUGGAGGAGCAGGCACAGCAGACGUCACCGCAACAACAGCCCCAGAAAGGUCAGGCAACAGUGCUGCUUUCGCCUUCCUCUGGUCUCCAUACCAUUUAUGAAGCCCUGGAGAGUGAUGAAGAGGGGAAGCAGAUUGAGGUUAAUGUCCAGCUCGAACAAUGCGAAGAAGCCCCGCUGGACAACGAGGUUGACAGUAACCGUGACUGUCGAGAGGUGUUGGAUGAGGACAGAGCUGAUAGCAACUCCACCUCCACUCUCAGUCCCUCUCCAGACUCCCCCGAGCAGGAAGAGUCCCGGGACGCCUCCCCACCCUCCGUCUCCCCAGAAUGCCCCCCUCCCCUGGACCUGGACUGGGGGACGAAAGUUGACAUUGUCCAGCAGCUGAUCAACCAGACCUUGCUGCUGACGGGCGAUGGCUGCUCCUCCCUGCUCCUGCUGCCCGGAGGCACCUUAAGCCCCCUGGAGGCCAGCCUGUGGCCCAAACUGCUGCCCCCCCUUACCCCUCCCUCAGCCACGGUCACGUCGGUCAGCAGCUUCUCCCCGGAGGCCCCUGGCCAGUCCCCCCAGGGUGAGUGGACAGUGGUGGAGCUGGAGACACACCACUGAGGGAUGUAGAGACGUGUGUCUCACCAUUUAAUGGUUGCACACACUGUUGUAACAACACCUCUCUUACCUUUCCAUUCAUCACUGCAAAUACAACACUACUGUUUGAUACACUGAACUAACACCACUGUUUUUUCAAACAUGAUACCUUUCGAUUGGGGGGCAAAGGACACUGACACCACGGUUAUGUCAAUCACAGACUGACUCACACUGUAAUUUUACACCUCUCUCUCAUGCUAAAACUACGUUAGGUUACAUACCAGCAGCCCCAGAGGGCUACUACCUUGAUUAGAUUGGUUGACUGAAGCUUCUGGGCCAGCUAUUUGGGUAGAAUAGUUGUUAGCCAUUGUCAAUUUUACUGAAGCUAAAACUACAUUUAUUUAACCUUUUAUCUAACUAGGCAAGUCAGUUAAGAACUAAUUCUUAUUUAGGAACGGGGGAUUAACUGCCUUGUUCAGGGGCAGAACGACAGAUUUUUACUUUGUCAGCUCAGGGAUU
Messenger RNA from Oncorhynchus mykiss (rainbow trout), 5401 nucleotides. RefSeq lists its product as uncharacterized. The record is from RefSeq and is a predicted model, not a curated record. NCBI's taxonomy places the organism in Eukaryota, Metazoa, Chordata, Actinopteri, Salmoniformes, Salmonidae.